Molecule: messenger RNA, 981 nt
Organism: Hyalella azteca
Lineage: Eukaryota; Metazoa; Arthropoda; Malacostraca; Amphipoda; Hyalellidae
Product: carbohydrate sulfotransferase 3
Exons: 3
Coding region: 88-795 (235 amino acids)
Biological process (GO): N-acetylglucosamine metabolic process; sulfur compound metabolic process
Molecular function (GO): N-acetylglucosamine 6-O-sulfotransferase activity
Source: RefSeq, a predicted model, not a curated record
GUCCUAUUUGAACCUGUCAGCUCCAGGAUCAGAUACAAAUUUUACCAAAAACCAGUGACGAACAUAACAGAAUACCAAUCGCUUGAAAUGGUCGUUCAUUGCAAAUUCGAUUUUUCGAUGACGUUCAUUGACGAUCUGGACCACGAUUUCUGCUUCACUAUCAAUGACCUACCGCAACCUUCGUGCAACACGCCGGAGUUUCUGACGGAAAAUUGCAGACGUUCUCGAGUGCUGUUGCUCAAGGUGGUGACGCCAAGACUCGUUCUCGCCGAGCGCCUGCUUGCGGAGUACCCACAUCUUAACAUCAAAAUCAUCCACCUGAUACGAGACCCAAGAGCAAUAAUUGCGUCUGCCCGCAGAAUGCCCUGGGACAAGAACAUAAGCCUAAACGAUGAAAACAUUUUGUGUUCCAACCUGAGGAGCGACAUGAAGACUGGGGAUGUGAUAGAGAGAACUCACCCGAACAGGAGGAUGCGGUAUGAGGAUUUGGCCAUGGCACCCUUGGAAAUAAUGAAGAAAAUAUUUAAGUUUCUAGAUGAGCCUUUCACCCCCCGCGUGGCAACGUUCAUGAGGAAACACACUCACGCAUUGAAGGAGGAGGCUGACAUUCACGAGUUAUUAUCCACUAAGAAAAUGUCAAAAAAAUUAUCUUUUCAAUGGAGACUGAGGAACAACUUUUCUGAGGUAGAGAAGAUUCAAGAUGCGUGUCGUGAUGUUAUCCAAUCCAUGCACCUCAAGAUGUUCACCUCAGCGCACGAAUAUGCAACGCAGCCGCUGGAUGUGCGGCUGUCUUGAAUAACCAUUGGAAUUUCGGGAUGCAUGCUAAACAGAGGCCAGCAUUGCCCAACACCAGCAACACUUUUAUACUCCUUCCCAUGCGCAAACCUGCUACAGGACAGUGUAACCUAAAUGAUUAUGUGUUGAAAGCCAAUAUAGGCAAAAAUUUCCGGCACUGAAAUGUACCAGCGUGCCAAUGAGCAG